Cinara cedri is the source of this 1542-nucleotide messenger RNA. NCBI's taxonomy places the organism in Eukaryota, Metazoa, Arthropoda, Insecta, Hemiptera, Aphididae. The record is from the annotation of a GenBank genome assembly.
AUGAACAUUAAAUCGACGAAUUCGUGGGGUUACAAAAUCCAUAACAAAUGGGAUGGGAUAGUGGGAAUGGUGGAGUCCGGAGAAGUGGAUUUCUCGGUUUGCCUGAACGCUAUCCGGCUCGAACGACUCGAUGUCAUCGACUAUGCGGCCAAUUCAAUUUGGACCAUAAAGUAUAUAAUAGCUAUAUUUCGUUCUCGUGACAAUCACAGAAAUAUAUUGUCUCCAAAUACGAUUAUUUUUGUUUUUAUAUUUUAUAAAGACUUGUUCUGUGUCGUAUACGCCAAGGCUUUCGUUAAUAUCGCUUCUUUAUUUUAAUUUUUCACCUAGACCCUGUUUCAUAUAUCGCAAUAUCCGAUCGUCGACAAAUUCGAUAAACAUAUUCCUACAGCCCUUUCGAAAAUCUGUUUGGUUUUCCUUAAUUGCAGUGGUGUUACUAUCUACUUUUGUCCACUACACGAUCGUACAUUUCGAAUCGUCUCAAAAUAGGUGCAUGUUGAAAGCGUUUACCGAUAUAUUCUUACUGAAAAUCUGCGCUUUGUGUCAACAAGGUAUAAUUAUUUUAUUGAAACCAUCUUUUUACUAAACAUUUAAUUUUUCUAUAAUAGGUACAUUUUUUUUUUUUACUCAUAUUACAGGCACGGCUGUAGAGCCCACAAAGUUUAGCAACAGGUUAAUCGUCUUUUUAAUGUUCGUAUUCAGUUUGAUAAUUUAUCAGUUUUAUUCGUCGAGUAUAGUCUCGAGUUUAUUGCGCCACACUGUAACAUUAAAUAUCGACUCUGUGAAAAAAUUAGAGGAAAGCGGAUUUGACGUUGGAGUCGAAAAUCUCCAAUUUGUCACUAAAGCUAUUGAAGUAAGUGUACAUUUAGUGUUUUAUGAUUAAAAAUAUUAUUACUGAAUGCAUUUAUUUAUGUUUGUGUGGGGUGAAUAGAAACACGGUGAAAUCGAUCCGUAUAUGAAACGAAUUAUCGAUAAAAAAAUUAAUCCUAAAUCGGAGUAUCUUGUGGUCAAAGAGGGCGUACAGCGGAUCAGAAAAGGUCAUUAUGCAUUUUUCACCGAUCCGUCGACGUCUUAUUGGAUAAUAAAAAAUAUAUUCUCGGAAGCAGAAAAAUGUGACUUGUCAGAAUUUGCGAUAAACAAACCGGAAGCAACCGCCUAUUUAGUACCGAAAAAAUCGCCUUACAAAAAAUUAAUCAACUACGCGUAAUUAUAUUAGUAUUUAUAUCUAAGUAAAAAAAAAAAUAAUAAUAAUAAUAAAUAUUAAUUAUCGUUUGUUUCAGAAACGAUGUAUUAAUGGAAACUGGACUCGUCGAAAGAGAACUGCGAAAAUGGUACGGAAUGAAACCAAAAUGUGUGGCCGGCAAAACUAAGACCGAAGAAUCUCUGGUUAGCGUAGGAAUCAAAGACAUAGCGUCACUUUUGGUUUUCUUAUCGGUCGGUGUCAUUGUUUCUCUAACCGUUUUAAUAAUGGAAAUAAUUGUCCACCAAUAUCAUACAGAAAAAACAAAAACAAAUGAACGUACAGUGAAAAUCUAUAUCACAUAG